Messenger RNA from Arachis ipaensis, 2946 nucleotides. RefSeq lists its product as uncharacterized. The record is from RefSeq and is a predicted model, not a curated record. Lineage: Eukaryota; Viridiplantae; Streptophyta; Magnoliopsida; Fabales; Fabaceae. Gene Ontology annotation, cellular component: membrane. Gene Ontology annotation, molecular function: protein binding.
AAGCAUACAAGCAGCAACCAAAGAUUGUGAUAACAAAAAAUAAGAAAGGGUAGUUGCAUGAUAGAAACAAUUGAUGCUGUCAAGUAUCUUCUCACACUUUACAAUAUGAUCUCUGAAAACACAUAAAAUAGCAACAUAGAAAAUUCACAUGGAAAUUAGCAUCAAUAGAAGUCUCACAAAAUUAAUUUCUUAGAAGAAUUUUCAUUUUUUAAUCUGAAGGCUGGAAUACCUUACUACAAAUCACAGUUGAUUAAUAUUUUAAGCAAGAGGGACAGCAUAUAUAUUGUGAUAACAGUGGCCAGUGCUUCCUUGUUAUCAAAAUGAGAUAUGUUUCUCAUUGCAGACAUUUGUAGAUGUAACAUUAUUUAAAGAGUAAUAUACGAGAUGGUGUUAAGGGAUGCACUAUGGAUAAAAUUUUGGAACAAGUCUCACGUUAUGUCUUGGUUCGUGAAAUGUGCAUGUUUCACAAGUCACAACAUAAGAUAUUAAUCCUCCACACAAUAUGCUGGGAUAGAUUCUCUUUUCCGAUGCAAUUUUCUUUCAAAUCAUAUAGAUUUGAAGGAUGAUAGAAGAAUAUGAAUUAGUAGAACCUUCAAAAUGGGAUAAAUCACAAGCACUCAUGUUCCAAAGCAAAAGCAAAUCUCUAACUUUAAUUAUUCUCUUGCUUAUAUACUAUACACACAUACACUUUAUAAAUUAAUUAAGCAAGGCAUAUGCUGAUAUGCUCAAACACAUUGCUCAUUUCUGAUUCUUUUUCCACAAAUAUAUAAUAAUUAACACAUUGGGAAGCUAGUGAGUGAGGGAAAGAAAGAGAGGAUGACAGGAUCAAUAGAGAAGAUGAAGAAGGCAUAUAUAUUGGCAAAGAGAUAUGAAUGGGAAGAGUUUGGAAAAUUCUUCAGGGAAAACAAGGAGCUAUUGGACAAGGAAAUUGAUCUGCACAAGAGCACUGCAUUCCACUAUGCUGCACACUGCGGGAUGCCAAGCAUGUACAAGGAGAUGCUAGAGAUGGUGGAUGAUCCAAUAGGAAUCCAACACGUGCUGAGGUUGCAGGAUGACAUGGGGAACACGCCGCUUCACGAGGUGGCCUUUGUCGGAGAGGUGGAGAUGACUGACCACAUACUAAAGUACAAUGAUGAUAGUGAACAGUUUGAAUCCUUGCUGUUCAUGAAGAACAACCUUGGUGAGACCCCUGUUUAUAGAGCUGCUGCACUUGGCAAGACCAAGUUGCUUCAACACUUUGUUUUGAACAUUGACUUAAGCCCACAUUUUCACCGAAAUGAUAGUAUGUCCAUUCUUCACACUGCUGUUAUUGACCAAUUCUUUGGCACCGCUUUAUGGCUAUUGAAAAGGUAUGGGAACCAGCUCGCUGAUCUUAAGGACGACAAUGGACUAACAACUCUUCAAUUGCUAGCAACAAUGCCUUCUACAUUUAGGAGUCAAACCCAGAUGGGAGCCUUCAAAAAUUUCAUAUAUGCUAUGCUUCCUAAGUAUCAAGAUUAUCAAUUCUAUCAAGAUGAGGAAUCUAUUAAGAGAAGGGAAGACUUAGAAAGUGGUGAGAAAGGCAUAAAUCAAUGGUCUCACCCAUACCAACGGAAUCACUCAGCUUUCUUUUGGUUGUGGUAUUCUAUGUGGAAGGCUAUGGCCAAAGAAUGGAAGGGGAUUGAAAAACUUUGGAGGAAAAAAGAAAUGCACAAGUUAGCAGAGGAACUUGUUCGCUUAUUAGCAGAGAAAGACAAAUCAUGGCAACAGACCUCUAUUGCAACAGACAGGACAGUUUCCAUAGGGAGCGCAGGUUCUUUCAAAAACGAACGAAAAGGAAAAGAGAAAAAAGAUCAAGCAUCCGAAAAACAAGAAGAGAAAUCAAAGGAUCAGCAAAAGCAUGCUGAGAAACCUGCUUAUACUCCAUUGCUUAUGGCUGCUUGCAAUGGAAUCAUGGAGAUAGUGGAAGUAAUAAUUCGUUUUCAUCCUCAGUCAAUCGAGCACGUUAGUGACGACGAGCAGAAUAUAUUGUACAUGGCUGUUAAACACCGGCAACUGGAGGUUUACAGGCUGUUGAAGAAACUGAAGAUGGUGAGAAGGCUUGCAGGGAAAAUAGACAAGUUAGGGAACACUGUCCUACAUUACACUGCAGAGUUUCAAGGGGGACACCAACCUGGCUAUGCUCUCCAAUUACAAGAGGAGUUACAUUGGUUUGAACGCAUAGAAAAGAGGCUGCCUUACCAUUACACCAUCCACUACAACAAGGAGGAUAACAAAACCGCAAAGCAACUUUUCCAGGAAAAGCAUAACGACCUGUUGAGGGAGGCUCGCAAUUGGAUAAAAGAAACAGCUCAGUCAUGCUCUGCGGUGGCUGUCCUUGUGGCCACCGUGGUGUUCGCAGCAGCCUACACUGUCCCCGGAGGGACAGACGACAAUGGCCUCCCUAGGUUCCUCCAUCACCCCAUUUUCUUGGUGUUCACAAUCAUGGAUGUUGUGUCUCUGGCAAGCUCAUUGGCUUCGGUUGUUAUGUUCCUCUCAAUCCUCACAUCUCCCUGUGAGAUGUGGGAUUUCCGGAGCUCUCUGCCGCGAAAACUAAUGGCAGGUUUCGCCUUCUUGUUCUUCUCAAUGGCGACAACAAUGAUGUCAUUCAGUGCAACUGUUCUUAUCAACAUCAAGUUGGAGAAGAACAAAUGGACUUCAACAUUGACUUACAGUGCAGCUUUCUUCCCUGUUAGCAUAUUUGCAAUGAUGCAAUUCCCUUUGUAUGUUGCCAUGAGAGGAUGUCUUAGGAGCACCCUCAAGAGGCUUAAGAAGAUCACUCCUCGCUACAUCCGCAAUCUCCUCAAAAGGAGUAAGAGAAAGAAAAUAUGGGAUAUUUGAAUUGGAUAGAUUAAUAUAAGAUGCAAGAACAUAUGUAACAUAUGUUUCAUUGGAGAGUAGAAAUAUAUUGUCAUUAUAUAGUGUUCA